UAUUGAGAGGAAGAAAUGGGCCUCCGGCUUCCGAGAUGACAAACUGAACUGACUACUGUGUAUGUCUGACUGUGUACAGUUCCUUUUCGUGCCGGAGGCCUCCUGUAAACGUCAUAUCCUGUUUGUGCGCGUGUGAGGUUACUGUUCUGUCUGGGGGUAAAGGGCCUGUGCUGGUGGGAUAUCAGAAGCUCCAGCUAAGCAGGCGACUAAUGUUUGGAGAAAGGAACAUAAUUAUACAUGAAAAGAAAAUAACGUGCAUCUCUGCAUUUUAUAUAUUUGCUUUACAUUCAAAAGAGCGACGAUUGUGCACUUACCCGACCUAACGUUUUGACUUACGUUAGCGAGCUAGUGCAACAACACGCCGCCGUUGUGGGAAGAAAAACAAGCUAAGCGGGCAUUGUUUUUUUUAGAAGCUGUGUGUUCAUUGGCAGAGCUCAAUACACCGGCUUCGAGGAUAAAUAUUAAAGAUCUUCAUCUUACUUUAUUCGGCCUGUAAAAAACAGCCCAAGAAGGUAUCUGCCGUGGCUAAGAUCAGGAGUAGUCGAGGUAUUGUGUUGACGCCCAGUCAGCGCCCUGAACCGAUACUGCAUCAUCUCCCCUACCUCUCACCCUCUCCCCUCUGUUUCCCCUCCCUCCACCAUAACCCCACCCUGAACCCCAUCAAGCAUCUGGACCAGUAUGAAUGAAAUCACUGUGGUGAGAGAGGGCUGGCUCCAUAAGAGAGGAGAGUACAUUAAGACAUGGAGGCCUCGGUACUUCAUCCUGAAGAGCGACGGGUCAUUCAUUGGCUACAAAGAGAAGCCUGAGGUGUCCGACCACAGCUUGCCACCCCUCAACAACUUCUCUGUCGCAGAGUGCCAGCUGAUGAAGACGGAGCGGCCCAGGCCCAACACAUUUGUCAUCCGCUGCCUCCAGUGGACCACAGUGAUUGAGAGGACCUUCCAUGUGGACAGUAAUGAGGAGAGGGAAGAAUGGAUGCGGGUGAUCCAGGCGGUGGCAAAUGGACUAAAGACACGGGAGGAGGAGGAGCCAAUGGAUAUCAAGUUUGGUUUCCCAAGUGACAGCAGCGGCAUGGAGGAGAUGGAGGUUGCCAUUUCCAAGUCUCGUUCCAAAGUGACCAUGAGUGACUUUGACUACCUGAAGCUGCUGGGUAAGGGGACCUUUGGCAAAGUUAUUCUAGUCAAGGAGAAGGCCACAGGGAUGUACUACGCCAUGAAGAUCCUCCGCAAGGAAGUCAUAAUAGCCAAGGAUGAGGUAGCUCACACAGUCACAGAGAGCAGAGUUCUACAGAACACCAGACAUCCCUUCCUGACAACACUGAAAUAUGCUUUCCAAACACAUGACCGGCUCUGCUUUGUGAUGGAGUAUGCAAACGGAGGAGAGCUGUUUUUCCACUUAUCCCGGGACCGUGUGUUCACAGAAGACAGGGCACGCUUCUAUGGAGCAGAGAUUGUGUCAGCCCUGGAGUACUUGCACUCACGAGACGUGGUCUACAGGGAUCUCAAGCUGGAAAAUCUAAUGCUGGAUAAAGACGGACACAUAAAGAUCACAGAUUUUGGACUUUGUAAAGAGGGCAUCACGGACGGUGCCACGAUGAAGACUUUCUGUGGAACACCAGAGUACUUGGCCCCUGAGGUCCUAGAAGACAAUGACUAUGGUCGAGCAGUGGACUGGUGGGGUCUAGGUGUGGUUAUGUACGAGAUGAUGUGCGGUCGCCUGCCUUUUUACAACCAGGACCAUGAGCGAUUGUUUGAGCUCAUCCUCAUGGAAGAGAUCCGCUUCCCUAAAAACCUGGCCCCAGAGGCCAAGGCUCUGCUGGCAGGCUUGCUGAAGAAGGACCCCAAGCAGAGGCUUGGAGGUGGGCCAGACGAUGCCAAAGACGUGAUGACCCACAAAUUCUUCACCUCAAUCAACUGGCAAGACGUGGUUGAACGGAAGCUGGUUCCUCCUUUCAAGCCCCAGGUGACGUCAGAGACGGACACGCGCUACUUUGAUGAUGAGUUCACAGCACAGACCAUCACUGUAACACCGCCAGACAAGUAUGACAGCUUAGAUGCAGAAGACUCGGACCAGCGCACGCACUUCCCUCAAUUCUCUUACUCAGCCAGCAUACGGGAGUGACCCCCCCCCCCUCUCUCUCUCACACACACACACACACACAAACGGGCAGGCAGGUUAUCAUACGCUCACAAAACACAAUUGCACUGCUAGGGAAUGGGAUGACACGCAUACAAAUCGCACAAGACACACUCAUUCCCUUUGUCUCUCACCCAUUCACCCACUCUCACACACACAUACACUCACACUCUCUCACACACACACACACACACACACACACACACACACACACACGCACACCUACAUACACACGAACACAGGUGCUGAUAGAUCAAUGUGAAAACAUGGAUCCUAGAGCAUGACAUGAAAGCACGCAAUGAUUGACUGACCUCAGCAGGUCCUAUGUGACCAGACUGGCAGCCUCUUGUCCAUGCAGGUAUCUCUUGUCUUACCAAUGGGACUGGCCAUAGCUUUGCCUGCAGGACCCCUGCCACACUACACUGGGCACCACGUCAAAGCAGUGACAACACCUCACCUACCCCCUUCCCACCAAUGCGAACCUAGUUCUGGUUCUGGGCUGUUGCCAGUGCCGGUUCACAGAUGGUUCAGCUUGCGAACCAGUUUGCUUUUCCAUGGGCUAGAGAGCCAAGUCAACGUCAUCAAUGUAUACGUCUCUGCUUUCCCAGCAACUAUAGCGCCAACUUAAAACACAACAACGGCGGGCUCCAUUGUUUCUUUACAAGUGUUGCUCCUGGCUUUGCAAACCUACAUUGGCAUCGAAACCCGAGUGGUCCUACGCAUUUGUGCUGCUCGUCGCAGUUGCUAUGUCAACAAUUACGAUAUUUGUAUCAUGAUAUGCUGUUGCUGAAGCCAAAGUAGAAGCACAAUCAAUGUAAGUUCUUUGCUGAAGCCCUGUUUUUUUGUUAUUUUAUUUUUAUUUAGUUGGUCAUGAUAAUCCUGCCCCCAGCCCCUAACGCAAGUAAAGAAGUUAAGAGUUGGUGUCAUUCUGGAACCAGUUUUCCUGGCCGGGAUCCGGUUAUUUUGCUGUCCUAAAUGCAAAGAAUCGGUUCUAGAUUGGGCACCGGCUCCGAACCGGCCCUCAAACUGCCUUGGUGGAGAAGGGGUAACCAUACACGGGUUAAUGCCAGCAAAGAAAACACCUCACCACCAGCUGACCGCAUGCUACACCAACAAAUAUACUCAAACUGACACAAAUACACCAGUACUCACUUAGAAAAAACACAGUUCUGAGUAGAAAAACAAUUAUGUAGACUUACAUUGAGGAUUUUAACAAAAAAAUGUAAGAAAAUAUUUGGGGGAUGAAAAAAAAAUAUAUUUUUAACAAAAUUUUCCUUUGAUUGUUACGGUUUUAAAAGCCAUAUUUCUGCAAUUUUUACAAGUGCUCUUUCUGGAACUUGCUGUUACAAAUCGUGUUGGACUGUUCAGACAGGGAAGAUAAGGUGGGGAGAGGGAAGGGAUAAGAAAAGGUGUUAAACCUCUAGGAGGGUAGCCAUUGCUGUGUAUGCACUGUGUAUGUGAAUGAAUGUGUGUAAGAGAGUAAAUGAUUGUAUGUAGAAGUGUGCCAGAGAAUGUAUGAACAACCAUUUGAAUCUACAACAUCUUAUCAUGUCUGUUUGUACAAAUGCAUAUAUGUUUUUGAUUCCACAUAUUGGCAAAGUGGAGGAGGAGAGGACACUACACAGCACAGUCUAUGAGUUUUAAAGGGAAAAGAGGGCUAAACCUGUAGCUCAAGUGACCAACUUGUUUUUUUCCAAGGCUUUCCCUAGUGGUUCUAACACUUGAGAAGGGAGGACGAAGACUAGGAGGCUCCACUCUAUCAAUUACUUUAACCCCCUACAAAUCCCUAUGUGCAUUCCGUUAGGAGGGCUAAAUGGAUUUGUCAGGUUAUAAGCAACAUGGUGGUGAUUACAAACAAUUCCAGCCAAACAGAGGGCAAACAGGCAGUAUUUACCAUUUUGCUUACACCUGUCGAAUUUCCCAAGUAGUCCACUAAAGUAGUAGGUAUAGAUUUGGGACGGGCCAAGCAGCUACCAGUUUUUGUCUAGAGACCAGUCUAGAUGCUGCAGCUUUUAAUGUCAAAGUUCCGUAGCUGUCACUCCCUCCAAGAGCAGGAAUAUCCUAAUAGCUGUCAAUCAUUCAAUAAUUUGUUAGCAAUUAAUUAUUCUGGGAUGUAUUGAUGACAUGGGAUUUAUAAGCAAUUGAUUGUUUCCUGCAUUUUAAGAAUGAAAACGGUUAAAUCAUGGAUUAGUGAUUGUAAUGACGCCCAAUUCUACUGACUGGAAAGUGUACACAUAAAUUCUUCCACUAUCAUGUUUUAGGGUCCUUUUGGUAUGUAGGCUAUUUGUUCUUAAUUAUUUGCAUACAUCAUUUACAAGGUAUUUUGUGAGGACUAUACAGGCCAAGGCCACCCUUGUACCUGAGCGUGUGAGCCCUUUCAAGUUGGUAGAUAGGGAAAUGGUUGCUCAGAGACAACCAUCAUAUUCCACUGUCAAGUGCUUGGACAAAAUUAUGAAAUGCCUUUUUUUGAAUGGAUGCUGCACCUAAGCAACCACCUUGUGACCACCUUAUUGUUUUUUUUAUUUUUUAUUAUUCAUUUGUUUCGCUCCCUUUUUGUCCACCUAUUCCUUAAACCUCGGAAGACUUAAAUGUCUUUUAAGUAUAUAUAUUAUAUAAAAAAUAUAUAUUAAAACAUUUCAAAACAU
Hypomesus transpacificus is the source of this 4781-nucleotide messenger RNA. RefSeq names its product v-akt murine thymoma viral oncogene homolog 2 (gene akt2). The coding region runs from base 679 to 2121 and encodes 480 amino acids. Gene Ontology annotation, biological process: protein phosphorylation. The record is from RefSeq and is a predicted model, not a curated record. Gene Ontology annotation, molecular function: ATP binding; protein serine/threonine kinase activity. The transcript is spliced from 14 exons. Lineage: Eukaryota; Metazoa; Chordata; Actinopteri; Osmeriformes; Osmeridae.